Messenger RNA from Cuscuta campestris, 5325 nucleotides. NCBI's taxonomy places the organism in Eukaryota, Viridiplantae, Streptophyta, Magnoliopsida, Solanales, Convolvulaceae. The record is from the annotation of a GenBank genome assembly.
CAGGAGACACUGAUUCCUCUUCCUCUCCACUUCCUUCCAGACCUCACAGAAACAAAACAGUUCCAGCAAAGUUUUCAGACUACAUUUGUCCUACUUUCAAAACACGAUCUAUGACCAAUUGUUCCACAGCUCAUCCUUUAUCUUUCCUCAGUAGUUCCGUUUCUCUUCCUCUAGAUCCAAUGAAUCUUGGGGAAUUGAGUCGGAUCAAACAUUUGACCCAUUAGGAGCCACUUCACCUCGUCCGCGAAGUGGGCUCAUCGAGACUGCGACAGAGCUCAUAUCCGCCCGCACCCAUUAGAUAGGUUCCAUAGUCUUCCAGACGGCGAAAAUUUGAAUCUGAUAUGCGGGCUGGUAUCGCGCCAUUCAGCACUCCUGGCGCAUAGAAAAUGAUUAAUUUCUAGGGUUUAUGUUAUUGUUUGCAGUGCUCUCUCUGCUCUGUCUCAUAGUAACAAACCGAAUCAAAGAUCACACAAGUCACAUAUCUGAUCACAAGAAGAUGUCUAUUGGCGUCCGCGAAGUAUGCAUUCUAGGAGCUUUCAAGCCAUUCGGGCUGGUCGCCGAAGCUAUGGACGGAAACCCCCCGGACAGUUUAUCUGGGGAUUACACUUACUCCCUCUUCAGCCCGGAACUCACCAAACAAAGAGAAGUUGCUGAUGGCUUCAAUUCGACCUCACAUCCCAGUGAUCGGAGCGACCACGAGCUUUUUGUUAGAGGGGAUAGGAUAGUGUGGAGCAUAGGUUCACGAGUGCAUAAAAGGUUCACUUCACCCUCGACAGUGAUCAAGGCAUGCUUUUGUCGGAUGGGUUAUACUUCUGAAGUUGUUCUUUGUGUUCUUCAAUUGGAUAGUUUAUCAAUUUAUAGUGUCUCAGGAGAAGUCAUCUCUAUUCCUCUUCCUCGCAGCACUUCAUCAAUAUGGCCUCUUCCUUAUGGUUUGCUUCUCGAACAAGCAGGAGAAGGGGAUUCAUUCAAGAAUAUAUUACGUUCUUCUUUGAGCCCAUAUUUAGGCCCCCGUGAUAUAGUUCGUCCUAAAAAGGAUGUAAGCCCCACACACAAUAGUAAUAGAAUUCGUGGAAAUGAUUUUAUCAUAAAGGGAGAUGAGGUUUCAAUGUCCUCACAUAUGAUAUUGAAGGAUGCACUGGAAGAACCUCAGUCAACUUAUGUUGAGCAAAGAGGGAAACUAGACAUAAUGAAAGAAUUUGAAGAAAAAACUAUUUGGACAGGAGAUUGUGUUCCCGUGACAGCAUCAUAUAACAGAGCAAAGAUGCAACAUUCUUUGUGGGCUGUGGAAAUUAUUAACUCAAACAUGGAAGUAUCAAAUGCUAAGCGCUCUAAUGGCCCUUCUGCAGUGAUUUCGAAACAAUUUUCCUUCAGGAAAAUAUGGCAAGGAAAGGUCUCACAGACAGCUGCUAGUAAGGUAUUUGUUGCAAGUGAUGAUGACACAUCACACAGUAUUUGCUUUCUUCUCAGAGAUAAAAAAGAGUUGCUGUCUGUUUGGCUCCAAACGGAAGACAUAAACAAUGAAAUAGUCUAUGAUAUUAAACCAGAACUGAGCUGGAGCAUACCAGCAGUGGAUGCAGUACCAGUUUCUGUUACUCGCCCAUGUGUGAAUGUGGGAGUGCUUCCAUAUGCGGAUAUUGUUACUCUGACACCAGAAAAUAUUCUUCUUCUCUAUUCUGGGAAGCAAUGUCUUUGUAAGUAUGUGUUACCGCCUUCUUGGGGUAAAUAUCACUUGCCAGGCAAUAAUCACAUGGGGAAAAAAUCUGUUACCCAUGAUUUGGAAGUUGUUGGAAUAGCUGAUGCUGUUGAGGAGCGUAUAAAUCUUAUUAUGAAUAAUGGACAGAUCUACAGAUGUGCACUACGACGUUUCCCUUCAUCAUCCUUAGCUAAUGAUUGCAUCACAGCAAUGGCAGAAGGGCUACAACCUAGCAUCUACCAACAGUUUCUUAUUCUUUUAUGGAAGAAUGAAAAUCCAGCUUAUCUAAGUAGGAAUGAUGUCACUGCUGAUUCAGAGUGGGAAACAUUCUGUAAUGUAUUACUGCAAAUGUGCAGGUGUUCUACUCAUUCUUCCAAAAGGACUUCAGAUUUAACCUUAUAUUCAUCAUGGGAGUUUCUCAUUCAAAGUAAAUAUCACAAAAAAUACUGUCAGAAUAAUCUAAUAGCCGGAAUUCCUCAGCUGGAAUCUUCCAAUCAGAGGGGAUUUGAUGCAUCUGGAUUAUCUGGAGACAGUACACAGAAAUCUAGCAACACAGUUUAUAACGAGAUACUGACUGAGUCUCUGGAUUCACUUCAUGCAGUAUAUGAGACUUUGAAACUAAACAAUCUCCGCAAACGGGAUUUGGAUCUGCUGGUAGCCCUAUUAUGUGAUGUGGCUGUGUCCUUAGAUGCAUAUUGCUACUUGGAUCAUUAUAUACGCGAUUUUCCAAGACUAUCGAAAGGGUUUAAGAUGCCAUGCGAGACAUUUUCCCGGAAAAUGCCUCCCAAUUUGUUCAGGUGGCUUGAAACAUGUUUACAAUUUGGAUGUAGUUCUGCUAGUAUAUGUGACAUUCCACCAUUGGUUUUUAAAGAAGGCAGGUCUGUUGUAAACUGGGCACGAAAAGUUGUAUCAUUCUAUAGUCUUUUAUGUGGCGCAAAUCUAUUGGGUAAGAGGCUAUCUUCUGGUGUUUUCUGCAAUAUCGCGUAUGGAUUAUCUCACUCUAGAGAGGAAGCAACUGUCCUGGCAAUGGUUGGAGAAAGAUUUGGUUUGCAACAGCUAGACUUACUGCCGGCUGGCGUGUCUCUUCCUUUACGACAUGCAUUGGAUAAGUGUCGCGAAUGUCCUCCAGUGAAUUGGCCCCCUGCUGCUUAUGUGCUUAUUGGCAGGGAGGACUUGGCUUUGCCAAAGUUAAAAUAUCCAAGCAAAUCCGGGGAACUUGAGGAUGAUGUAAAUGCAAAUUUGAUUUCUACAUGUACUCCUUACAUGCUGCACUUACACCCUGUGAUGAUUACCUCCGUAUCAGACUCAAUAGACUCAGAGAGGAGCAAGCUAGAAGAUGCAGAUUCUCUUGAGGGAUAUAUAAAUGAUGGUAUGGACCAUCUUUUCAACUCUAGCACCUUAUUGCGGUAUGGUCGUGAUCUGCGACUGAAUGAGGUUAGACGAUUGCUAUGUUCUGCUAGACCAGUAGCUGUUCAAACACCAGUUAACCCAACUGCAUCUGAUCAAGACCUUCAACAGGCUCAGCUAUGGCAACUAGCACAGAGGACAACAGCCCUUCCAUUUGGUCGUGGCGCUUUUACACUUUCUACUACUUGCACACUUUUGACGGAGGCACUUGGUGUACCAAAGCUUGUAUUAGCUGGUCGGCUGCCGGCUCAACAAAAUGCAAUGGUUAAUCUAGAUCCAAAUGUUCGAAAUGUACAAGAACUUCAGCCCUGGCCAGAGUUUCAUAAUGCGGUUGCUGCUGGGUUAAGACUUGCUCCAAUUCAGGGUCAAUUGCCAAGACCUUGGAUAAUGUAUAACAAACCUAAAGAGCCGAGUGUUAAUCAUGCUGGACUACUAUUUGCUCUGGGGUUACAUGGGCAUCUCUGUGUUUUAAGUAUAUCUGACAUAUACCAAUACUAUGCAGAGGUGCAUGAUAUAACAUCUUUAGGAUUAAUGAUUGGACUAGCAGCAUCGUACAGGGGAUCAAUGCACCCGGAAAUUUCCAAGUCACUUUAUGUACACAUACCGGCACACCAUCCAACUUCAUAUCCUGAAUUUGAACUGACAACACUUCUCCAGUGUGCAGCACUUAUGUGUCUUGGGCUGCUAUAUGAGGGAUCAGCUCAUCCUCAAACAAUGCAUAUUCUUCUGGGUGAAAUAGGUCGUAGAAGUGGAGGGGACAAUGUACUUGAGAGAGAGGGUUAUGCACUUUCUGCCGGGCUUUCACUAGGUCUUGUUGCAUUAGGUCGUGGAGAAGAUGCUAUAGGAUUUGAAGACGCAUUAGUAGAUCGCUUGUUUCAAUAUAUUGGAGGAAGCAACCAUCGAAAUGUAUUCAAUGCCACACCUCAAGUUGAUGAAACACCUCAAGUUGAUGAAAUGAUAUUAUAGUUCUCCUACUCCUCACUGACAAAAAAUCUCUAACCUUUGGAUUAUAUUUCUCUCCUAACAGGAUCAGUACUCAUUCACACCACCCAUUAAUGAGCACAACCAUAGUGCAGGACAGGUUAUUGUCUAGUCUAAAUUUACUUGAUGCCGUGUACCCCGUCUUAUUUUUCUAUUAUGGAUCUGAAUUGGAUUCUCAUAAAGCCAGAUCAAUCUCUAGCCAACCAAAACUUUUCAAUUUCCUAUUCUGGAUGUGCUAUUGCUGUUUAGGUAAUGGAUGCCACAUCGAACAAUGUUGAUGUUACUGCACCCGGAGCCAUAGUUGCUCUUGCUCUAAUCUACAUGAAGACUGAAUCAGAAAUGAUAUUCUCAAGGUUAUAUAUACCACAGACGCGCUUUGAGCUACAAUAUGUGCGGCCAGAUUUUAUAAUGCUGCGCAUUAUUGCUCGGAAUUUGAUAAUGUGGAGCAGAGUUCAGCCAUCUGAAGAUUGGAUAUGGUCACAGAUUCCACAAGUUAUUCAACGUGGUAUAGAAUGUCUUGCAGUAAAUUUAGACAACAUUGACGAGGAUGAUGCGGAAGCAUUUGUUAAAGCAUAUGUCAACAUAGUCGUUGGAGCAUGUAUCUCUCUUGGUUUGAGAUUUGCAGGAACAAGAGAUGGUAAUUCACAGGAGCUGCUUUACAAAUAUGCUGUAUACUUCCUUAAUGAGAUAAAGCCGGUUUCAAUUACAAGUGCAAAUACCUUCCCUAAAGGGCUAUCUAAAUACGUUGACCGCGGCACACUUGAAACAUGCCUUCACCUCAUUGUUCUUUCCCUAUGUGUGGUCAUGGCUGGAUCUGGGCACUUACAGACAUUCAAACUGUUGAAAUUUCUAAGAUGUCGAAAUAUUUUUGACGGGAACUCAAGUUAUGGUAUUCAUAUGUGUGUGAGCUUGGCCAUUGGAUUUCUGUUUCUUGGAGGUGGCACACAUACUUUCUCAACAAGCAAAAUUUCUAUUGCUGCUUUGCUGAUAACUCUUUAUCCACGAUUACCAAAUGGACCUAAUGAUAACCGAUGCCACCUUCAGGCAUUCCGACAUUUUUAUGUUUUGGCGACAGAAGCUCGUUGUAUUCAGACAGUUGAUGUCGACACUGCAUUGCCUGUCUAUGUACCACUUGAAGUUACCAUCCGGGAAACUAAUUACUAUGCAGAAACAAGUUUUUGUGAGAUCUCCCCAUGCAUUCUUCCAGAGCGUGCCAUUGUAAGUUCUAGGUGGUUGAGUUUGCU